Molecule: messenger RNA, 735 nt
Organism: Phaethon lepturus (White-tailed tropicbird)
Lineage: Eukaryota; Metazoa; Chordata; Aves; Phaethontiformes; Phaethontidae
Gene: USE1
Product: unconventional SNARE in the ER 1 homolog (S. cerevisiae)
Exons: 7
Coding region: 19-675 (218 amino acids)
Biological process (GO): retrograde vesicle-mediated transport, Golgi to endoplasmic reticulum
Cellular component (GO): SNARE complex; endoplasmic reticulum
Molecular function (GO): SNAP receptor activity
Source: RefSeq, a predicted model, not a curated record
GUGGCGGCCCUUGAAGACAUGCUCCGAGAGCUGAAGAAGCAGUCCAGCAAGCCUGCCCCAGAACUGCUGAAUGAAUACUCCCGCAAAGUGGACUUCCUAAAGGGACUCUUAGAAGCUGAAAAAUUGACCUCAUCAACUGAAAAAGCUCUGGCAAAUCAGUUCUUGGCCCCUGGACGUACCCCUACGACAACCAAAGAGAGAACCCCAGCUACUAAAACAGUUCAUCUGCAGACAAAGGCUCGUUGCACAGGCAAAAUGAGGAGCGAGCUGCUUGGUACAGACCCCUUCGCUAUUGAUGAUUCUGAGGAGUUAAACAUAAGGAAGCGGAAAGGCCUUGCAUCUGAUGAGAAGCAGUCAGCAGUCGAGCUGGAUGCUGUGUUGCAGCACCAUCAGGAUAUGCAGGAGAAGUUAGCUGAAGAAAUGCUAAGUUUGGCUCGCAGUCUCAAAAACAACACUCUGGCUGCACAGAAUGUAAUAAAACAAGAUAACCAGACACUAUCGCAUUCUCUCAGGAUGGCAGACCAGAACUUUGAGAAGCUCAAGGAUGAAUCUGACCGCCUUGAACAGCAUGCAAAGAAAUCGGUCAACUGGCUAUUAUGGAUAAUGUUAAUUGUAGUUUGUUUCAUAUUCAUCAGCAUGAUUCUCUUUAUCAGAAUUUUCCCCAAACUAAAAUGAUUUUUUUUUUUUAAGCUGCCAGAGUGCAGCUGGAAAGCUCAGCUGGUAUGAUAACUGUCA